AAGACAUUUGCAAAAUAUUUAUUCAAUUGAUUCAAUGAAAUGAAAAACAAAUGAUUCAAAUCGAUGGAGAAAAUAACAAAUCGUGAUUUAUAUUUCCGGGAUUUCAUCGAGUUUAAAGAUUUGGUCAAAUUAAAUGACAAACUCGUGGCCGACCUGCGAGAACAUCCCUAUUUCUGCGAUGAUAUGACUAAAGUGGUCGAGAAAUUAGCGACGGAUAGCGAAAAGUUGGUAUUCAUAUUGGUUUGGUUCACGCGAUCGCGCAGUACUUGCGGUGAAUUCAUACGACUAUUGGCCGAAUCGGGUCAGAAAGAGACCGCUCAACGACUCCUAACAUAUAAUACAUCCAAAGGACAUAACGUUGAGUCCGGGUUUAGGAUUUGUCCCGAAAUAGAAGUACAGAAAGCGAGGGCUCCAAUGCAGGGAAGUCUGUACUAUAAAAUGGACCAAGAGCCCAGAGGAAAGUGUAUUAUACUAAACAAUGUGGCGAAAGAGUGUUACAUGGAGUCCAAGAGAUUUCAAUACAUCUUUGAAAAACUGCACUUUCAAGUGAUCGAGUGUUACGAUUGGACCGCAAAACAAAUGGUCAUUAAUUUGAAAGAAAUCAUUGAAAAAGAAAAAUCGUGUCAAGCAUUGGUUGUUAUGAUUAUAAGCCAUGGAUCAGACGAGAAGAUAAUGGGUUACAAUGCGUGCGACGCGAUGAGGGUAUUGGGCGAUAACGCCAACGACACGGCAGCCAAAAGAGCGCUCGACACCGAUGUGGUCGACAUCAGAGAUAUUGUGGAUCUCUGUUCGGUUCAGAAUUGUCCGGAACUGAGGAAUAUUCCCAAACUAUUCUUCUUUACGUGUUGUAGAAAUUCGCUGAAGAGCGAAACGUGUGGCGAACGGAAAGUGAAGGGCAAGGAUUUGGCCAUACCUUUCAUCGAAGUGGCCGCACAUCCUGACAGACAUUUUCCGGAUAUGCAGUCAUUAGACAAGCAAUGGGUGGACAACAAUUUGGAUACAUUUAUAUGCUAUUCCUGUGCUGAAGGACAUAAAACUUUUUACGACGAGGAAUAUGGUAUCAGUCACUUCGGACAGGCCUUCAGCCAUACAAUAGCUCAAUACGCGUGCGAAGAGACGCUGACAUCAAUAAUGAGCAGGACGUGUGAUUUUCUGCAGCUCUUCGUCGAGCAGACGGAAGCAAAUCCGCCGGAGUUUAGGGAACAUCCCUAUUUCUGCGAUGACAUGAACAAAGUGGUCAAGAAUUUAGAGAGUGAUAGCGAAAAAGUGGUCUUCAUUUUGGUUGCGUUCACUCGUUCUCGCAGUGCUUGCAGUGAAUUCAUACGACUAUUGCGUGAAUCGGGUCAGAGAGAGGCCGCAGACAUACUCCUUGAAUAUAAUGCACCCAAAAUACCUAAUACGGAGUUCAGGGUUUGUCACGAAAUACCAUUUUACGAGUCUAAAGCUCCAAUGAUGGGAAGUCUUUACUAUAAUAUGGAUCAAAAGCCGAGAGGAAAGUGUAUUAUACUAAACAAUGUGUCAAAUGAGUUGUAUAUGGAGUCCAAGAGAUUUCAAUACAUAUUUGAAAAACUGCACUUUCAAGUGAAAAAGUGUUACAAUUGGACCGCAAAACAAAUUACCACUAAUUUGAGAGAAAUCAUUGAAGAAGAGGACAAAUCGUGUCAAGCAUUAGUUGUUAUGAUUAUAAGCCAUGGAUUAGAAGAGAAGAUAAUGGGUUCGGACGCGUGCGACGCGAUGAGGGUAUUGGGAGAUAACGCCAACGACACGGCAGCCAAACGAGUGCUCGACACCGAUGUGGUCGACAUCAGAGAUAUUGUGGAUCUCUGUUCGGUUCAGAAUUGUCCGGAUCUGAGAAAUAUUCCCAAACUAUUCUUCUUUACGUGUUGUAGAAAUUCGUUAACAAGCGAAACGUAUGGCGAACUCAUAAAUGGCAAACCUAUGGUCGAAGUGGCCGCACAUCCCGACAGAGAUUUCCCUGUUAUGCAGACAUUAGACCGGCAUUGGAUGGACAACAAUAUGGAUACGUUUAUAUGUUAUUCCUGUUCCGAAGGACAUAAAACGUUUUACGACGAGGAAUAUGGUAUCAGUCACUUCGGACAGGCCUUCAGCCAUACGUUAGCUCAAUACGCGUGCGAAGAGACGCUGACAUCAAUAAUGAGCAGAACUUAUGAUUUUCUGCAACUCUUCAAAGAGCAGAUGGACUCAAAUCCUCCGGAGUUUAAAGUGAAAGGACUUCGACGAAAACUUUGCUUUAAUCCAUAA
Medioppia subpectinata is the source of this 2262-nucleotide messenger RNA. Lineage: Eukaryota; Metazoa; Arthropoda; Arachnida; Sarcoptiformes; Oppiidae. The record is from the annotation of a GenBank genome assembly.